This is a messenger RNA of Protopolystoma xenopodis, 456 nucleotides long. Lineage: Eukaryota; Metazoa; Platyhelminthes; Monogenea; Polystomatidea; Polystomatidae. The record is from the annotation of a GenBank genome assembly.
AUGGACAGUGCUGACCAGCUAACAGAAGAGCAGAUCGCAGAAUUUAAAGAAGCUUUUUCUCUCUUCGACAAAGAUGGUGAUGGAACUAUCACAACCAAGGAGUUGGGAACGGUCAUGCGAUCUCUUGGUCAGAAUCCCACUGAAGCAGAACUUCAAGAUAUGAUAAAUGAAGUAGAUGCAGAUGGCAACGGUACAAUUGACUUUCCUGAAUUUUUAACAAUGAUGGCUCGCAAAAUGAAGGAUACUGACAGCGAGGAAGAGAUUAGGGAGGCUUUCCGAGUAUUUGACAAAGAUGGAAACGGAUUUAUAUCUGCCGCAGAGCUAAGGCAUGUAAUGACCAAUCUCGGUGAAAAAUUGACUGACGAAGAAGUAGACGAAAUGAUUCGCGAAGCUGAUAUUGAUGGUGACGGACAAGUUAAUUACGAAGAAUUCGUCAAGAUGAUGACUCAAAAAUGA